AUGAGAAAAAAGUAUAAGACAAAAUUUCCAGUGGCUCGUAUCAAGAAGAUCAUGCAAAUGGACGAAGAUGUUGGCAAGGUCGCACAGGCUACUCCAGUGUUAAUUUCAAAAGCUCUCGAGUUGUUUAUGCAAUCUCUAAUUGACCAUGCCUGUGUAGAGACGAGGGCAAGAAGCGCAAAAAGGAUGUCGGUUUCUCAUUUGAAGAAAACAAUAAUGACUACCGAACAAUUUGAUUUCCUAAAAGAUGUAGUUGCGAAUAUACCAGAUCCGGUUGAAACUACCGAAGGGGAAGGUUCAACAUCAGCAGCAGCUAAUGCUGGAACCAACAAUGAUACCGCAGGAAGUAUUUUAAGUGCAGAUGAAGCAGAUGCCGAACAACCUCCACAACCUAAAAAACGGAAAGGCCGAAGAAAAAAUAAUGAUGAUGAUGAUUACGAACCACCCGCUGGUACAUCAAAUCCACCAAAAACAAGGCGACGCACGAGGAAGAAAAAAGAAGUUGAAGAUUCGUAG
Messenger RNA from Acaulospora morrowiae, 513 nucleotides. The record is from the annotation of a GenBank genome assembly. NCBI's taxonomy places the organism in Eukaryota, Fungi, Glomeromycota, Glomeromycetes, Diversisporales, Acaulosporaceae.